AUGUUCGAAAUAUCAUCCAUUGGAAAAAUACUGUGCCCAAGCAAGUUCAAAUUCCCUUUAAGCCAGCCCCGUGUUUUGUUACAGGAUUUUACUGGAGUUCCAGCUGUGGUUGAUCUCGCUUCUAUACGGGAUGCGAUGAAAAACCUUGGCAGUGACCCUUACAAGAUCAAUCCCUUGAAAAAUCUAUGGAAUGCAUGGAUAACAAUAUCUGAUCUACGUGACACCGUCACCAAAAAAAGUCACAGAUUGCAAUUGCUGAAGCAAAAGUUCAAACUAGCCUCCAUUCUCAAUGGUCAAGUAAGCUCCAUUCCUGUCUACUCGAACCCGAAAACCCUCAAAAAACCCUCUAAUCUUUCGCUAGAUUCAGCAGUGAAGGCAGUAGAAAUGGGAGAGAUGAAGGAGAACGACGCAUACGAGGAGGAGCUUCUCGACUACGAGGAAGAAGACGAUAAAGCUCCCGACUCCGUGACCAAACUGAACGGCGAAUCAGCCAAGAAGGGUUACGUGGGAAUUCACAGUUCCGGAUUUAGAGACUUCCUCUUGAAACCAGAGCUUCUAAGGGCUAUCGUAGAUUCUGGAUUUGAGCAUCCUUCAGAAGUGCAACAUGAGUGUAUACCUCAAGCUAUUUUGGGAAUGGAUGUUAUUUGCCAAGCAAAAUCUGGAAUGGGGAAGACUGCUGUUUUUGUUCUCUCAACAUUGCAGCAGAUUGAACCUGUUGCCGGACAAGUUGCUGCACUUGUUCUAUGUCAUACAAGGGAACUCGCAUACCAGAUAUGUCAUGAAUUUGAGCGGUUCAGCACAUACUUGCCAGAUAUCAAAGUUGCUGUUUUUUAUGGGGGUGUCAACAUCAAAAUCCACAAAGAUCUUCUGAAAAAUGAAUGCCCUCACAUUGUUGUUGGAACACCUGGGAGGAUUCUUGCGCUAGCUAGAGACAAGGACCUUUCUUUGAGGAACGUGAGGCAUUUCAUACUUGAUGAAUGUGAUAAGAUGCUUGAAUCUCUUGAUAUGAGAAGAGAUGUCCAGGAGAUUUUCAAGAUGACCCCUCAUGACAAGCAAGUAAUGAUGUUUUCGGCUACACUCAGCAAGGAGAUCCGACCGGUUUGCAAGAAAUUUAUGCAAGAUCCUAUGGAAAUUUACGUGGAUGACGAAGCCAAGUUGACCCUUCAUGGUCUUGUACAGCACUACAUCAAAUUGAGUGAGCUGGAGAAGAACCGGAAGCUGAAUGACUUGUUGGAUGCGCUUGACUUUAAUCAAGUUGUCAUCUUUGUCAAGAGUGUCAACAGAGCAGCGGAGCUUAAUAAGUUGCUUGUAGAGUGUAAUUUUCCGUCUAUUUGCAUCCACUCUGGCAUGUCUCAGGAAGAAAGAUUGACACGCUACAAGGGCUUCAAGGAGGGGCAUAAGAGGAUCCUUGUGGCAACAGAUUUGGUUGGUAGAGGAAUUGAUAUUGAAAGGGUUAACAUAGUCAUCAACUAUGACAUGCCAGAUUCUGCUGACACUUAUCUGCACAGGGUGGGAAGAGCUGGAAGGUUUGGUACCAAAGGUCUUGCAAUCACAUUUGUUUCAUCUGCUUCAGACUCUGAUGUUCUCAAUCAGGUCCAGGAGAGGUUUGAAGUGGAUAUAAAAGAGCUUCCUGAGCAGAUUGAUACAUCAACAUACAUGCCUGCUUAG
Messenger RNA from Fraxinus pennsylvanica, 1668 nucleotides. Lineage: Eukaryota; Viridiplantae; Streptophyta; Magnoliopsida; Lamiales; Oleaceae. The record is from the annotation of a GenBank genome assembly.